This is a messenger RNA of Drosophila grimshawi, 758 nucleotides long. Its product is annotated as heat shock protein 22. NCBI's taxonomy places the organism in Eukaryota, Metazoa, Arthropoda, Insecta, Diptera, Drosophilidae. Gene Ontology annotation, molecular function: protein folding chaperone. The record is from RefSeq and is a predicted model, not a curated record. Gene Ontology annotation, biological process: protein refolding; response to heat. The transcript has a single exon. The coding region runs from base 44 to 595 and encodes 183 amino acids.
CUUAACAGUUUAACAAAAACAAUCAAGAUACACGGAGAUUACAAUGCGUUCGUUGCCAGUGCUUUUACGUAUGACCGAGGAGCUGACAAGGAUGCCGCGUGUGUCGCCGUUUCAGGCCUUCUUCCACGAGCCGCUAAUGUGGACGGACUUAACGAUGCCCCGCAACUGGCUGCAGAUGGCACGCCGGCAGGAGCAACAGUUUGUGCCGGGGGCAACAGUGGGCAAACAGGGCUACCAGUUCAGCCUGGAUGUGAGUGAAUACAAGCCCAACGAACUGACCGUCAAAAUGGUGAACAACAGUGUCAUAAUUGAGGGCAAAUCCGAGCAAAAGGAAGAUGACCACGGCGGCUACGUCUACCAUCAAUUUCUGCGUCGCUUUGCUCUGCCCGACGGCUACGAGGCGGAUAAGACCACGUCCAGCUUAAGCAGCGACGGCGUACUCACUAUCAAUGUUCCGAAUCCACCAGCAGUCGAGGAAGCGCUCAAGGAGCGAUUGGUGCUCAUUCAACAAACCGGCCUAGCGGAGCUCAACGUCAAGCCCAACCCACCCCUGGGCGAGCCAGCGGAGGAAACAAAGAAACAAAGUAAAGAUUAGAUGUGUCCUUUAAUAAAUACCUAGUUGAUUAGCCCGUAGCAAUUUAAUUUAGCAAUACAAAUUAGAGAUACACAAGAGAGACAAAGCACUUGUAUUGUGAAUUGUCGCAAGAGAUGUUUAAAAUUGUUCAGCACUGUACAAUAAAUACCAAAGAAUACGCUAA